Brettanomyces bruxellensis is the source of this 1956-nucleotide messenger RNA. RefSeq lists its product as uncharacterized. Lineage: Eukaryota; Fungi; Ascomycota; Pichiomycetes; Pichiales; Pichiaceae. The transcript is spliced from 2 exons. The record is from RefSeq and is a predicted model, not a curated record. Bases 1 to 1956 code for a protein of 651 amino acids.
AUGAAUACCCUUAAAUCCCAAUUAAAGUUCGAUCACGAAAAUAUGAUCAAUGGUGGUGUUAAUCGAACAAAAGUUAUGAAGUCUUCAAUCAAAGAUUUAAAGUCAUUUCUAUAUAUUCUAAAAAAGCAAGAAUCAGCCAAUUUUUUUCUUAAAGAUAUUGUUCCAGUGCUGGGUUGCAUUUUGGAUUACAUGCGCUACGAUGAUACAAGAAGUUUAUCAUUAAUGAUAAUUCUGACCUUGAAAGACGCAUUUGGCGAAAUCAAGUUAGGCAAUGAGAUAAUAUCAAUAUUGGAUGAUAUAACAACAAUGGCUGAUACACGAGCAGAUAGAUAUGCAUCAAUUGAGAUAUUGGGCGUACUUUAUUCGGUAUUACCUAACGUUUGUACAAAUACGUUUCUGAAAGACGAUAUUAUGGUUAAGCUUCUUGCAAAUGAAAUCACGUUUUUGCUGACAAGUAGAAAGGAACAAUUGCUUUUCGAUGGUGGAAAAAAUUUACGAAGUAUUCUGUUAGUCUUUUCAGGAGCUUGCAUUGAUGAGGCAUGCCGGAAAUUGAUUGCAAAAAUGUACCUUGGGUUAUUAGUCAAAACGUUAAAGGUUGGCAACAGUACAAACGAUGAGCUUGAAUUAGAAUGCCUUGCAGGAACAGUUGUAAUAAAGAUAUACAAGUGUAUUGAAAGAAAAUCAUUUGAAAAGGAAGGACAUGCUUUAUCCCUUAGCUUUAUAUCUGAAAUUCUCAUAAAUGGCCUUUUAAGUCAAUAUAAUCAUAAAAUAACAGCAUAUAGUGUCGAAGGCCUCGCAUUUCUAUCAUUGAGUCCGGAAAUCAAAAGAUUACUUCGCAAGGAUGAUAAUUUUCUUACGGCUUUGAUUGAAGAUAAAUUUUUGGAAAACAGCAAUGAGAUAAGUUAUGGUACGUUGUGCAUCGUGAAUAUUCUUACGAUGAUUCCGUCGACAAGUUCUGAAAAGCAACAGUCCAUGGAAAAGCUUCGAAGCUAUGCCGAACUGUCACAGAUGGAUCCUAGAACAGGAAAAAAGCUCAAAGUAUCAAGAAAGGAUACAAAAGAAGAAGUAAUCAAAUUUUCAACAAGUUUAAUGAAGUCCAAAGAUUUAUUAGGGAUGAUAAGUAAGAUCAUCAAAAAAUUUCAGACAUCCGGAAUUAUAGAGCAGGCUAUUUAUAUUAUUCAUAAUCUCUGCAAUAAUAAAUCAAUUCGAACAGAUGUUGUCAAACAUGGUGGAUUGGGAAUUUUACUUUCAUACUUGGCUUCACAUUCAGAUGGUAUCAAGUAUAAUCCAGAUACCUUUUGUGAAAUGAAGAAACCAAUAAUCUUCCCGCAGGUACGUCAAAAGGCUAUCAGCGCACUUGCAAAAAUUAUUAUGAGCCAUAAUCCAAAAGUUCUUUUCUACCAAAAAUUCGAUAUUUUCACGCCGGUGGCAUUCUUAUUGGAAGAAAUUGUUCAAUACGACAUUGAUACCGGCGGCAGAGUUGGAAAAACCCCAUUAGAUGGAUUACCGGAAGAUCAAUUGAAUGCGAUUGAUUGCUUCGAGGCUAUUGUCGCUCUUACAAACUUGACUUCCGUGGAUGAGAUGAAAAUAAAAAAUAUCGUUUUACGACUAGGAUGGUCUUCUAUUUAUAAUCUUACUUUGAGCGAAAAUUAUCAGAUUCAACGUACUGAUCUAGAACUUCUUUCAAACCUUAUGCUUUCACCAAUGUGCUCCGAAAAAUUCUUUAACUGGAAUACAAAGAGUGAUGAAAAUUACCAGCAUUUUCGGAGAUUAUGCCAACUUAUCAACUUAGUUGACAGAGACUCUCAAAUUGCAGUGUUAAAUAUCUUUGCCAAUUCAAGUGAUUAUAAUAUUAUUGGACAACUGCUAUGCCAAUCGGAAUUCUUUAUGGAUCACUUUAUGGAUGUGAUGGUUGAUAAAAUGGCCGAUGAGGAAAUUCAGCUACAUCUAAAUUAG